Messenger RNA from Chelmon rostratus (copperband butterflyfish), 4655 nucleotides. RefSeq names its product engulfment and cell motility 3 (gene elmo3). The coding region runs from base 273 to 2420 and encodes 715 amino acids. Gene Ontology annotation, biological process: actin filament organization; cell motility. Lineage: Eukaryota; Metazoa; Chordata; Actinopteri; Chaetodontiformes; Chaetodontidae. The transcript is spliced from 21 exons. The record is from RefSeq and is a predicted model, not a curated record.
CAAACACUCGCCUGAACGACUUUAACCAACCCGGAACUUUUCUGCCAACUAAUCAUCCCUGAAAAUUUAUUGGAAAGAGUUUUUUCCUGUUUUGCGAGUCGUCCAAAUGCUUCUUUGAGAAAAGUCACGUCUGCGGACUCAGUUAGCGCCUUCUGGGGGGAAAAAGGCCGCUUGCAGAUGUUUCUCGCUCCGACCGCGGCGGUUCCUGCAGGACAGUAGCCCUCGACUUGGCUUUUCAAAGCAGAUAGGCAGUGGAGUCCAGGGAUGCCAACAUGCCACAACAGAAGGACAUAGUGAAGAUAGCCAUCCAGAUGCCUGGGGCCUACCCCCAGCUCAUACAACUCGAUCAGAAAAAGCCUCUGUCUGCUGUAAUAAAGGAGGUGUGUGAUGGCUGGAAUCUCCCAGGCCCUGACAACUACGCUCUGCAGUAUGCUGAUGGAGUACAGACAUACAUCACUGAAUCGAAUCGUCUGGACAUUAAGAACGGCUGCAUUCUGCGUCUGACCAAGGCACCGGGCCGCUGUGCAGAAGACUUGUACAAGGGCAUCCAGAGUGCGGACUCAGGUGUGCGCUGUGAUUCGCUGAAGGAACUGGCGAGUGUUUCCACAGACGUGACCUUUGCUCAGGAGUUUAUCAGCCGAGACGGACACCUCUUGUUGGUCAAGAUAGUAGAGGACUCCAAUGAGAGUAAUGUGAUCAUGACCCACACACUGACAGGCUUCAUGGAACUGAUGGAUCAUGGGAUAGUUUCCUGGGAGAACCUCUCCUCUGUCUUCAUCAAGAAGAUUGCCAGCUUUGUCAACGCCAAGCCGACUGAUGCAUCAAUACAGCAGGUGUCCUUGGACAUCCUGGAGAGCAUGGUGCUGAGCAGCCACAGCCUCUUCCUGCAGGUCAAACAGGAAGUCACUAUGGAGAAGCUCAUCGCUCACCUCCAGGUGACGAACCAGCAGAUACAGACCAAAGCCAUGGCUCUGCUUAUGGCACUACUACAAACAGCCGGGGACUCAGACAGACAGGAUAUGUUUGCGUUCCUGAAUAAGAAGAAUCUCCGUCAGUACAUUUAUAAAAACAUCAUCCACAGUUCUGGCUUAGUCCAGGACGAGAUGGCUCACUACCUCUAUGUCCUACAGUCAGUUACCUUGAAUCACCUGGAGCCUCGCAUGAGGACGCCUCUGGACUGUUACAGCCAGGAGCAGAGAGACAUCCUUCAUGGUUUGCGUCAGGCAGCAUUUGAGACAGAAAGCGAGAACAGUCUGAGCCACGAGAGACGACGCUCACUCUGUGCCAAAGAGUUCAAGAAGUUAGGCUUCUCUAACAAUAGUAACCCAGGUCAGGACUUGGUGCGAACGCCUCCUGGUCUUCUGGCUUUGGACACCAUGUUUUAUUUUGCCGCCCGCUAUCCUGACGCCUACAGCAGGUUCGUCCUGGAGAACAGCAGCAGGGAAGACAAACAUGAGUGUCCAUUUGCCAGGAGCAGCAUCCAGCUCACACUCAUCCUGUGUGAAAUCCUUCGUAUCGGAGAGCCCCCCUCAGAGACGGGAUCUGAUUACCACCCCAUCUUCUUCAGUCAGGAUCGGCUGCUGGAGGAGCUUUUCUGUGUCUGCAUUCAGCUGCUCAACAAGACCUGGAAGGAGAUGAGAGCCACACAGGAGGACUUUGACAAGGUGAUGCAGGUGGUGAGGGAGCAGAUCACCAGGACAUUGUCCAGCAAGCCGACCUCCCUGGAGCUCUUCAAAAACAAAGUUAAUGCUCUCAACUACAGCGAGAUCCUCAAACUGCGGCAGACAGAGCGGCUGCACCAAGAGGAGACUCUUGCUCCACCUGUACUUGAGCUCAAAGAGCGCCUGAAGCCAGAGCUGCUCGAGUUGAUCCGCCAGCAGAGACUCAACAGGCUGUGUCAGGGAACAAUGUUCAGGAAGAUUAGCAGCCGACGCAGACAGGAUAAACUCUGGUACUGCCGCUUGUCACCCAAUCACAAGAUGCUUCACUAUGGUGAUGUGGAGGAGGACACGGACAAUCCACCAAUCGAAACACUGCAAGAUAAGAUUCCAGUUGCAGAUAUCAAAGGCCUGCUGACGGGAAAGGACUGUCCUCACAUGAAGGACAACAAAGGCAAACAGAACAAGGAGGUGCUGGACCUGGCAUUUAGCAUCACAUAUGACGUGGAAGAGUACAGCCUGAACUUCAUCGCCCCCUCCAGAACCGAUUUCUGCCUGUGGACAGAUGGACUGAGCGUCCUCUUGGGCCGGGAGAUGAGUAGUGAGUCCAUGCGCAGCGAGCUGGAGAUCCUCCUCUCUAUGGAGAUUAAGCUUCGCCUCCUGGACCUUGAGAACGUUCCCAUCCCCGACAGUGCGCCAGUCAUCCCUAAACCACCGAGCAACUACAACUUCUGCUACGACUUCAGCCAGACUGAGCAGUAGAGUGUGUUGAAUGACUGGAGCACAGCUAGGAUGUGUGAAUGUGUAAAUAUGUGUGUGUGUGUGUGUGUGUGUGUGUGUCUGAAAUAAGAGGCAUGUGUGGUGAGAGCUGACCUGCGCAUCCAUGCACUUAUUCUUAUAAUGCAAAUUUAUAACCCUGGCAUUCAAUUCUUCUUCUGUGGUCUUCUACAGCCAAGUGAAACUCUGAACAGGAGAACCGCUGUCUUUCAUGGACCAGUGUGUACGAUUCAGAUGGAUCUAUAAGCAGAAAUGGAAAAUUAUAAUGAUUAGUUUGCUUUCAUUAGUGUAUAACCCCGUGAAAAUAAGAUUAAUUUGUUUUUGCCAGAAUGAGCUUUUUACAUCUACAGAGGGACAGGUCCUCCUCCAUGUAGUCCACCAUGCUGCACCGCCAUGUUUGUACAGUAGCCCUGAACGGACAAACCAAACACCGGCUCUAGAGAGAGCCUUUCGUGUUUUUAGCAGCCCCUGUAGAGGAGGGUGAGGCAACGGGUUUUCAGUUGGUUGCAAUCUGCAACCACACCACUAGAUGCCACUGAAUCCUACACACUGCUCCUUUAAACUACAGCAGUGGUUGGGGGUGUGCACUGCUACCAGAUGGCUAUCGACUGUACUAAUUUUUUCUCCAUUCACAAUUUCUCCUUCUCAGCUGUUUGGAAGCCUCAACACAGCUCCAAAAACAACAAAGGCUUAAAAAAUGAGAUUCUUCUUAUGCAGUACAGCCACUCAAGUAAUGGUACUUUCCUUUUGUUGUGUAAUCAUUUUAUAUAUCUAAAACUAUGUGUGAUACAUAGAAUAUUCCUGUGUGUGAGGAGGUUUAUUACUGGUUGGAGCUAUGAAUGCUUUGAUCCUUGUCUCUAAGUGCUGGUUGUCUGAUUGCUUUUUUAAAUGGGCAUUAACUAGAACAGAGUGCUUUCUCAAGAUGUGGCACAUGUUGACUCAUUUCAAACAAAUGAAAGAUAAAGUAUGUUUUCCGUGUUCAAUAUUUUGCAAGGUACUCGCCUUUGUAUAGACCCCAGUGGCUCAAUAUGAUUACUGUAGAGUGGAGAUGCUCUGAAAGCUCCGUACAACCUCUGUUUUUUAGUGGUGCAGGUCUGCAUUAGGUACCGAACUGACUUUUUAACUUUUGGUUUUUAAUUCAUAGGCAACUGUACCUUAAAUCCAUAAUCAUGUUUGAUCAUGAGAAAAAAAGUUUAUAUCCAACCAGCAAUCAGUGAUCUUUUUCUGAACUGUCUUGUAUCCAAUCCUGAAUGAUUUCUAAAACUGAUCAGUUUUAUACAAGGUACUUUAUAAUACUAUGAUGGUGGUGACACUCAAAGCAGCAACUGAAGAACUGACACACUUCUACAGUAUAACACAGCGUGUUUGAGUGUUGGGUUACUUUACUUCAGCACAGUCACGACUGUCCUCUGCAGUGCUUCCCUCACACACAACCCUCUGUGAUAAUGUUCACUUUGAAUCAUGUGAUUUGGGUGACUUCACAUGAAUAAACGGUUUGAUUUAUACUGAAAGAAAAAAGUGUGUGUGUUUGUCCUGUAGCGUAGCAGCCAGACUUUGGUUUAUUUAUAAAAUCAACAUACUUUAUCCUUGAUUUUUCACCUUUGCAGAGUAAAAGUUUCCCUCUAUCACAGUGGCUCAAACACUGUUACAACAGUACAAAAUUGUUCAACAAUGUACAUACAGUAUAAAGGGAUAUUUUCUUAAUUAGGCUACAGCGCUUGACCAAAGACAACAAAGGAGAGAUGAAUUCAAGUCAGUUCGAAACUACAGUUUGCACCGUUAUGGUAAAAUUGUAGUAUCUAGUAAUAACAGCAAAUGUCAUUGCUUAAGAUUUUCAUUGAAAAAAAAAAUGUUGUGAUAUGAUUUGUCUGCUCUCUGUGGAAAAUUACUCCCUUUCAAUAAAUUCCUUCAAAUUUUAGACUAAGUUUGACUACAUGCUUAUCACAUCUGAUAAAGCAGGUUGUUUUCAAAGAACCCUUAAAUAAUUAAAACUGUUAAGUACUGGGGGCAGGCACACUGUAAAUCCUAAAGGAUCAGGUCCAAAAACAGUUCUGUCUUCUUCAAAAAUCAUGCCAUGCCAUCAUUCACCUUAGCUUCGGUGUCAUUUCUUGAAGUUGAGCACCACUACUGCACCACUACUUCACUUUGUAUUCCAUAUUUACUUCUUCUAGAACUGCCAUUGUCAAAAAAAACAUUUCUCCUGUUUUGUUGUUUAAAACA